Messenger RNA from Boleophthalmus pectinirostris (great blue-spotted mudskipper), 1710 nucleotides. RefSeq names its product cholinergic receptor, nicotinic, alpha 11 (gene chrna11). NCBI's taxonomy places the organism in Eukaryota, Metazoa, Chordata, Actinopteri, Gobiiformes, Gobiidae. The transcript is spliced from 11 exons. Gene Ontology annotation, biological process: chemical synaptic transmission; nervous system process; monoatomic ion transmembrane transport. The record is from RefSeq and is a predicted model, not a curated record. Gene Ontology annotation, cellular component: postsynaptic membrane; neuron projection; synapse. Gene Ontology annotation, molecular function: transmembrane signaling receptor activity; acetylcholine-gated monoatomic cation-selective channel activity. Bases 1 to 1710 code for a protein of 569 amino acids.
AUGUGGCGCUCCGUUGCUCUGCUCCUCUCCGCUCUCAUCAACGUUUCGGAGCAGGGCCCACACCAGAGGAGCCUCCUGAAGAACCUCUUAAAGGACUAUAACAGGAUGGAGCGUCCAGUGGGCAAUGACUCCCACCCCCUCACCGUGGUCUUCUCCCUCAGCCUCAUUCAGAUCAUGGAUGUGGAUGAGAAGAACCAAGUGCUGACCUCCAACAUGUGGCUGAGAAUGAGUUGGUACGAUCAUUAUCUUCAGUGGAACCAAACGGAGCACCCAGGCGUCAAAAACCUGCGAUUUUCACACGACCAAAUAUGGACACCGGACAUCCUGCUUUACAACAGUGCAGAUGACGACUUCGACUCCACCUUUAAGACAAACAUCCUGGUCAACUCCAGCGGAUACGCGGAGUACUUACCUCCAGGUAUCUUCAUGAGCACCUGUAACGUGGAUGUGCGCUGGUUUCCCUUCGACAUUCAGAAGUGCGAGCUGAAGUUUGGCUCCUGGACGUACGACGGUUGGCUCCUCGAUCUUCAGAUGAACGACGCAGACAUCUCAGGAUACAUGCCCAACGGGGAGUGGGACCUCAUCGGUGUGCCGGGAUCAAGAAAUGAGCUGUUCUAUGACUGCUGCAAGGAGCCAUAUCCAGACGUGACGUUUGUGAUCACGAUUCGGAGAAGGACGCUGUACUACGCCCUGAACCUCCUCAUCCCCUGUGUGCUCCUCUCCUCCAUGACUCUGCUCAUAUUUGUGCUGCCGGCCGAUUCGGGAGAGAAGAUCUCUCUGGGGAUCACGGUCCUGCUGUCUCUCACUGUCUUCAUGUUACUGGUAGCAGAAAUCAUGCCAGCCACAUCUGACUCAGUUCCACUAAUAGGUGUAUAUAUUGCCAGUAUAAUGAUCAUUGUGGGAAUGUCAGUCAUCGCUACUGUGGUGGUCCUGCAGUAUCACCACCACGACCCCAACGGAGGGAACAUGCCCAAAUGGGUGCGGCUCGUCCUGCUGCAGUGGGUUGCCUGGUUUUUACGAAUGAAACGCCCGGGAGAGAACGAUGACCCCGAGCGUCCCCCCUGCGCCCCCCACCUUCGACGUUGCUCCUCUGGCUCCCAAAGCGGCAGCAUCCCCAACCCUCCAGACCCCACCCUGCACCCGCUGCACCCACAAAACCUGGGCUCCCUCCAGACGGGACCCCUGCACACGGGACACCCCCACCUCCACUCCCAAACCAGCGCUAACAACAAUGGCAACCUAUUAUACAUGGGUUUUCAAAGCAUGGAUGACCCAAGUUUGCUUUCCGAGGCCGUGCAGAGAAAUCUCACUUCAGGACCUCCGAGAGUGGCAGGAAGCCCACCUCCGCACCUACCCUCCCAAUUCUGCAGCUCGCCGCCCCCUCCCACUCCCAAUUUGGACACAGGAUGCCCCAGUACGGUAUCCAGCGGAGGGGGUUUUGGAGGAGGACACGGCGGGCUGGGAGGGUGCUCUACUUCUGGGAUAGGGGACCCUCAGCUCCAGGCGAUUUUGGAGGAGGUGCGCUAUAUGGCAGACAGAUUUCGCGAACAGGAUGAGACAGAAAGCAUGGCAGACCAGUGGAAGUUUGCUGGAGCAGUAAUCGACCGUCUUUGUUUGGUGGCGUUCAGUGUCUUCAAUAUAAUUUGCACCAUUUCUAUUCUCAUGUCCGCGCCGAACUUUGUGGAGGCUAUUUCAAAGGAUUUUGUUUGA